This is a messenger RNA of Arabidopsis lyrata subsp. lyrata, 2790 nucleotides long. RefSeq names its product zinc finger CCCH domain-containing protein 56. Lineage: Eukaryota; Viridiplantae; Streptophyta; Magnoliopsida; Brassicales; Brassicaceae. The transcript has 2 exons. The record is from RefSeq and is a predicted model, not a curated record. Gene Ontology annotation, molecular function: protein binding; metal ion binding. The coding region runs from base 296 to 2416 and encodes 706 amino acids.
ACCUCCUCACACUAUCUCUCACCACUUCUUCCGGUCACACCAGUUACCCUCUCAUCCGUUUUCGUUUUUUUUUUUCCUCUCUUUCAAACAAGAACAAAAAUCUCUCAGCUGAGGUGAUCGAUCUUCUUCUCACUCUUUAGAUUUGUUCUUUUUUUUUUGCAUUUUACACUUUUGGAUCUGAAAAUGUGGUUCUCUGUUUCGGCCAUUACCGAUUAGUUUCAGUUCUGUUCUUCUUUCUACCGAUCGCUUGCGAUCUUUCGUAUUGGAUCUUUUUUCAUCUCCAGUUCCGUGAAGGAUGUGUGGUCUUGCUAAGAAGGUGGAUACAGAUAAUACUUUGACAUCACUUUCAGACCAAGAGAAUGAAUCUUUGGCCAAAUCCAUGAAUGAUGUUGCUGAGUGGGAACAUUCGUUUUCUGCCUUGCUUGAGUUUGCUGCUGACAACGAUGUGGAUGGGUUUAAGCGGCAACUCUCUCUUGUGUCUUGUAUCAACCAGAUGGGUCUUUGGUACAGACGCCAGAGGUUUGUUAGAAGAAUGGUUGUUGAGCAAAGAACCCCCCUCAUGGUUGCUUCGAUAUAUGGGAGUUUAGAUGUUGUGAAGUUUAUUCUAUCUUUCCCUGAAGCGGAGUUGAAUCUGUCUUGUGGUCCAGAUAAAAGUACUGCUCUUCAUUGCGCUGCUUCUGGUGCUUCUGUGAAUGCCUUGGAUGUUGUCAAGUUGCUUUUGAGUGCUGGAGCAGAUCCUAAUAUCCCUGAUGCUCAUGGGAAUCGUCCUGUUGAUGUUCUUGUUGUGUCUCCACACGCUCCUGGUUUGAGAACCAUCCUUGAAGAGAUCUUGAAGAAAGACGAGAUUAUAUCUGAAGAUCUGCAUGCGUCUUCAUCUAGCUUGGGAUCAAGUUUCCGGUCUCUCUCGUCAUCACCAGAUAAUGGCUCCUCGUUGCUCUCUUUAGAUUCAGUAUCCUCUCCGACUAAGCCAAACGGUACUGAUGUGACUUUCGCAUCAGAGAAAAAAGAGUACCCAAUUGAUCCAUCAUUGCCCGACAUCAAAAGUGGGAUUUAUUCCACAGAUGAGUUUCGUAUGUUCUCGUUUAAGAUCCGCCCAUGUUCUCGAGCUUAUUCCCAUGACUGGACCGAAUGUCCAUUUGCACACCCAGGUGAGAAUGCUAGGAGAAGAGACCCGAGGAAGUUUCACUAUACCUGUGUUCCAUGCCCGGAUUUUAAGAAGGGAUCCUGUAAACAAGGUGAUAUGUGUGAAUAUGCUCAUGGAGUGUUUGAAUGCUGGCUACACCCUGCUCAAUACAGAACACGAUUGUGCAAGGAUGGGAUUGGCUGCAACCGAAGGGUUUGCUUCUUUGCUCACGCAAAUGAAGAGUUGCGUCCUUUGUAUCCUUCCACUGGAUCCGGAUUGCCAUCUCCUCGGGCUUCUUCUGCUGUUUCUGCCUCUACUAUGGACAUGGCGUCAGUUUUGAACAUGUUACCAGGCUCACCAUCUGCUGCUCAACAUUCGUUCACCCCACCGAUAUCUCCUUCUGGAAAUGGUAGUAUGCCCCAUUCAUCGAUGGGUUGGGCUCAACAGAACAUACCGGCGUUGAAUCUUCCUGGAAGCAAUAUCCAGUUGAGUCGUCUGAGAUCUUCUCUCAACGCUAGAGAUAUUCCUUCUGAGCAGCUUAGCAUGCUGCAUGAGUUUGAAAUGCAACGUCAGCUUGCUGGAGAUAUGCACAGUCCACGCUUUAUGAAUCAUUCCGCUCGUCCCAAGACACUGACCCCUUCGAAUCUGGAGGAACUGUUCUCAGCUGAGGUUGCAUCUCCUCGUUUCUCUGAUCAACUUGCUGUCUCAUCUGUUCUAUCGCCUUCCCACAAAUCCGCACUUCUUAAUCAGCUGCAGAAUAAUAAGCAGAGCAUGCUUUCUCCUAUUAAGACAAAUCUAAUGUCUUCUCCAAAGAAUGUGGAGCAACAUUCUCUUCUGCAACAAGCCUCGUCACCUCGAGCCGGGGAGCCUAUUUCCCCAAUGAACGCUCGAAUGAAACAGCAGCUACAUUCACGUAGCCUCAGCUCCCGUGAUUUUGGAUCCAGUCUGCCCCGUGAUUUAAUGCCGACUGAUUCUGGUUCGCCACUAAGUCCAUGGUCAAGUUGGGACCAGACCCAUGGAAGCAAGGUGGAUUGGUCAGUCCAAUCAGAUGAGUUGGGUCGGUUGAGAAAAUCUCAUUCCUUGGCUAAUAACCCAAACAGGGAAGCAGAUGUUUCAUGGGCUCAGCAGAUGUUAAAAGACUCUGCAUCACCUAGGAACGGGAACCGAGUCGUGAACAUGAACGGUGCAAGGCCAUUGACUCAAGGUGGUUCGAGUGUGAAUCCUCACCACAGUGACACUCGUGAGAGCGACAUUCUCGAUGCGUGGCUUGAGCAGCUGCAGCUAGAUCGCUGAGCCUCAGGGGAGAGAGAGGUUCACAUUUCUGUGAAGCUGUGAAACUGAUGAUUCGUUUAUUUUAUUAUUCAAGAAAGCAAACGGAACAAAUUCCGGGUAAGCGCUUUUUCGAUUCUAAUAACCCUAAAAGGCUCAGUUUUUUCAGGCUUCUUUCUGAAAUUUCUUUACUUUCUUAUUUUUAUCACCUCAUUAAUUUAAUUAUUGUAUCUCUGUUGUAACAAUGGCCAAAGUGUUCCUCUUUGCCUCUAUUACUUCCCGUAUUUCUGAUUUACAUUUUUUGUAUUCUCUCAGUUUGUCAAUUGUUUCUAAUAUCUCUUUCAUAUUUGUCAAAGAACAUUGUAUGAGAAAUAAUAAUAACAUAUUGUUUCAGCUAA